CACCAUAUUCUAUAUGUUAUUAUAAACUCAGGUUAAUUUGACAUGAACCAUUCUUUUGCUAAUCAUUUACCUUCGUCUUCACAAAAGUUUCGAUUUUUGCGCCAUUUUCUGCGUCUUCUUCGGCCGGAAAAAAAGGUUUUUUUCCUUCCCCUGGUCGGCUACUGUUGAAAGUUUCUUCCCUUUCUCCUCUUUUUUCGCACCACCGCUUGCUUCGUCUCUUCAGGCGCGUGGGCCGCCAAGCGAAGAGCAACACAGCACAACGACCCGUUUCAAUCGGUAGUUCAUCGGUAAACCACUCGCGGUUCCUGGUUUCUGUUUCUGGUAUUCCGACGACGGCCCAGAUGGCGAGUGACGGCAAUAGCAUAGAGCCGUUUCUGCAAUACAUGAUUAGCCCUAGGAAGAAAACUCCUCCGCAGCUGUUUCCCUUGCCGGAGGACGACGAGGUCGCGAUUCCGAUGCCGAUGACUCCAUCCGAGUUCAAAGACCGGUUAGUCUACGGUCCUUCCCCUCGCUCCCCGCGCGAUUUGUCUUCGCUCUUCGAUGCCCUCUCUCAGAGACUCUCGCCGUCGUCCUCCGCCACCACAUCCUUCUCCGACUCCUCCGCCGUCGAGCCGCUCCUCGGUCCACUGCCGUCGCAACCCGAAUCGUCGUUGUUCGAGCCGAACUACAAAUGGGGCAACGGUCACCCUCUUCAUCGGUCCAAAACCGCUCCGGCGAUGGCCGUCAUCAACGAUUUGAGUCACCCAGUUGGAGAAACCCGGAAAAAAUCCGAUUCACGAUCCUUGGUAAGACAAGCUUUUGCUCUGCUCGUGGUGUAUCUAACGUUGGGGGUGCUCAUAUAUUGGUUCACUCGUGACAAAUACGUAGUUAACCAGACCCAUCCCGUUGUCGACGCCUUAUAUUUCUGUAUCGUGACGAUGUGCACCAUCGGCUAUGGCGACAUCACGCCAAACAGCACCGCCACGAAGCUGUUUUCAAUCUUGUUUGUUCUUGUCGGGUUUGGAUUCAUCGAUAUCUGGCUUUCUGGGAUAGUUAUAAAUGUUCUUGACCUGCAAGAAAGCUAUAUGUUGAAUGCUGUGAAGCCAGGGGACGAGCCACACAAGGUUAGAUCUUACAUAAUCGAUGUGAAGAAAGGGAGAAUGAGAAUUCGGUUGAAAGUGGCAUUAGCCUUAGUGGUUGUGGUGCUAUGUAUCGGAUUUGGUGUUGGGGUUAUGCAUUUCAUUGAGAAACUAGGAUGGCUGGAUUCCUUUUAUCUGUCAGUUAUGUCGGUUACGACAGUUGGGUAUGGGGAUCAUGCCUUCAAGACAUUGCCCGGUAGGCUUUUUGCCGCAGUGUGGCUGCUAGUGUCCACGUUAGCGGUGGCCCGAGCGUUUUUGUACUUGGCUGAGUUGAGGGUCGAUAAGAGGAGUAGGGAGCGAGUAAAGAGAGUUCUUCGUGAGCACAUGACAGUUUCUCAGUUUUUUGCUGCAGAUAUUGACCACAAUGGCUGCGUGAGCAAAGCGGAGUAUGUGAUAUAUAAGCUGAAGGAGAUGGAGAAGAUAAGCGAAAAGGACAUAGGACCGAUAUCGAGCCAGUUUGACAAGCUCGACAAGAGCAACAAUGGCAAGAUUACGCUCUUGGAUCUCGUGGAGACCACCCCCCAAUGAUCCUCCCCUGUACGUUUUUGUUUAUUGAACCAGUGUUGUCUUCAGUUUUCCCUGGUACUGAUUGGUUUAGUUGUACUUCACCACAUCCCAAUUCAUCACCUCACCCUCCACUAUGAUGAUGAUGAUGACGACGCCCAUGAUGGUGGUGGUGGUGGUGGAGUGGAGGAGAAAUUUGGGUAGUGAGGUUUGACGUUUGUACAAAAGCUUACCUUUUUCUAUUUCAUGUUGUCACAGCAAAGGCCUUUGAUCGAUUUGAUGUUUUGGAA
Molecule: messenger RNA, 1912 nt
Organism: Tarenaya hassleriana
Lineage: Eukaryota; Viridiplantae; Streptophyta; Magnoliopsida; Brassicales; Cleomaceae
Product: two-pore potassium channel 3-like
Exons: 2
Coding region: 342-1646 (434 amino acids)
Biological process (GO): stabilization of membrane potential; potassium ion transmembrane transport
Cellular component (GO): plant-type vacuole membrane
Molecular function (GO): potassium ion leak channel activity
Source: RefSeq, a predicted model, not a curated record